Capsicum annuum is the source of this 1106-nucleotide messenger RNA. RefSeq names its product squamosa promoter-binding-like protein 3. Gene Ontology annotation, molecular function: DNA binding. Lineage: Eukaryota; Viridiplantae; Streptophyta; Magnoliopsida; Solanales; Solanaceae. The record is from RefSeq and is a predicted model, not a curated record. Bases 144 to 701 code for a protein of 185 amino acids. Gene Ontology annotation, cellular component: nucleus. The transcript has 2 exons.
ACACAAAGGACGUGGUCCUUAAAAACAUCACUCUACCUUUUUUUCCUCUAAAAAAUUCCCACUUAAUCUUCCUAUGUAUAUAUAUAACCUUUCUUCUCUUCUUCUUUUCUUCACAUAAUAAACUUCAGUAAUUCUUUUUCCCUAUGGAAACAACUAAUAACCAGCUGAAAUCCAUGGAGAAAAAUGAUGACAUGUUGUCAAUAAUUGAGGAUGCUAAGAAGAAGAAUAAGAAAGGUUCACCAAAUUCUUCUUCUUCUUCACUAACAAGGAGUUGUCAAGCUGAGAAGUGCAGUGUUGAUUUAAGUGAUGCUAAGCAGUACCAUAAGAGGCAUAAAGUUUGUGAAAACCAUGCUAAGUCUCAAGUAGUCGUCGUUGCCGGACUCCGGCAACGCUUCUGCCAACAAUGCAGCCGUUUUCAUGAGCUGACGGAAUUUGAUGAAUCAAAAAGGAGUUGUCGAAGGCGUUUGGCUGGACACAACGAAAGGCGACGAAAGAGUAUAUCAUCAUCAUCAUCAUCAUCUGCAGAUCAAUCUCACAAUAAUAAUAAUAAUAAUAAUAAUAAUAAUAAUAAUAAUACAGCAGAAGGUUCAAACAGAAAAGGGACAGUGACAAUGUGUGGUCAAGUUGAUGAAAGAGGAAGAAUUCACAUAUCUAUCCAAGAUAAUAAUAAUAAUUCCACUUACAAAAACUUCCACCGUUGAAAAUAUAUAAUAAUGCAUAAAUUACUAUAUAUAGUAAUUGCUCUCUCUCUUCUGUCAUAAUUCUGUUUCUAAAAUAAUCAUCAUUAGUCACAUAUCACCACUACGUACGUGUCUUAAUUAAUUUAUAGUAGUUUGCAGAACCUAUAAUAGGACAGAGGACUUAUCGCGAUCGCCAUAUAUAGUCCUCUGUGAAGUUAUAUGUAUAGAGAGAGAAGUGGGGAAUGAUGAGCUAAGGACUUUAAUUUUAUUAUUGGUGUUGUGUCUCUGGAUUUAUUGUAAGAAGUUGAAAGAAAGGUUUGAUUAUGACUCAUGCAUGAUGAUCAUGAGCUAGCUCCUAAUUGUUAAGUUUUGAUCAUUUGUAAGUUUUGUGGGAAUAAUAAUAUAAUGCCCAUUGUCUUUUUUUAA